Suillus subalutaceus is the source of this 1494-nucleotide messenger RNA. RefSeq lists its product as uncharacterized. The coding region runs from base 1 to 1494 and encodes 497 amino acids. Lineage: Eukaryota; Fungi; Basidiomycota; Agaricomycetes; Boletales; Suillaceae. The record is from RefSeq and is a predicted model, not a curated record. The transcript has 12 exons.
AUGGACAGUGUUCCGUCGAUGUCCAAUGUGUGGCUAUACAUGCCACAACGGAAUUCCAUUCUUCACCUCAUACAACUCGCUAACGAAGUGCAUCCAUUUGUCACUUUUACGGGGGCAGAAUUCAUUCUCAUUGGAUACUUGGCCGACUACACUCACAUCUACCCCAUCUAUUGUGACAAAGUAUUCGAGAAUGAUCAGCCUUGGAUUCAUGUACUUCAACAGGUUGGAACACUAGUUGUCCCCAGCGCAGGGAAUAUGCACCAUAUCCACAAUUUAUUUGCGACAACGUUGGAGAGCGGUGCCUACGUUCAAUCAAUCAAUUCUACCUGUUGCAGACCAGGUGUCAGAGGCUUAGUGCUUCCUUCGUGGUUGCUUCCAGAGUUGAACGCAUCGGUACAAUUCCAUCAUGCUCCGUUUCCAUUCAGAUAUCCACCUCCCGAGCAUCUCAUUGUCCCUGAUUCGUGUGCUGUGGAGACACCCUCCUUUAGCGCAUCUAUGCCAUUUUCAUCGGGAUAUCCACCCCUCGAGCACUUCGGUCUCGCUGAUCCGGUCCUUCAACAUGCUGCUGAGAUGCCUGUCAUUGGCACGUCUGUGCCAAGUUUGGAUCACAUUGAUCAUGCAUACAGUGACUUCAACUUCUACGACCACUCCACUGGCUAUUCUGCAAGCGCCGUUGACAAGUAUCUCAUUCCAGAGGACACAAAUGAAACACAACUCGAGCUAGCCUUUGACAUGACUCACAAGACCUACGAGGACAUGGAGUCCCACCCAGUGAUCGCGAGGAUUUCAGAGACCAAAACUGUGUCUGCUGGAUGGCCUGUGCUUCGCUUAAGUCUGGUUAAGUCGUUCUCCAGUGCCAAAUCGGACCUAGGAAAAAUCCUGAAAGGUGCGAUGUCAGCGCACCCCAACUUUGCCGGUACCAAGACGAUCAAGAAGGCUAUCUCCUUCGUUCUGGCUCUUAACUCGGGCCAAUCCUCUCAGGUCCAGCAAGCAAUUUCGGACCUCAUAAGUCACCAGGUUUACCAUAUUCUACUUCUCAUGGUGAAGGAUGAAUUAAAGAAGAGGAAGACCAUGGUCAUGAGCGAAGCCGAGGUCGGGAACGAAGCUGAGGCCGAGGUCAAGGUGAACAUCGAUAUCGAUGCCAGCGCUAAUAUCCUGGAACCAGCGCCGAUGAAUGCCAUUAUCAUGGCGGCUCUAGACCAUAUGUACAAGCACCUACACAUGUUUCCAACGUUCUCGGAGGCUGUGAGGAGUCUCCCCUUCGUAACGAGUUCUAAUGUUCUUCAGAUCUCUGCAAAGUCGCGACUUGCGAAAAGCACUAUCUCUGACACUACCAGUGACAGGCAAAUGGUCCUGGAAGACAUUCGGCCUAUUGUUGUUCAGCCAAUCCCCUCUGAUCAGUUUGGCGUGCUUCCCAAUAGCAACGGCUUUAGUUCCCCGAAGUCUCUGAGAGUCGUGUGGGACUUGCCCAUGUCAUCAUUCUCGCGCAAGUAA